This is a messenger RNA of Theobroma umbraticum, 1435 nucleotides long. Its product is annotated as oxoglutarate-dependent flavonoid 7-O-demethylase 1-like. The record is from RefSeq and is a predicted model, not a curated record. NCBI's taxonomy places the organism in Eukaryota, Viridiplantae, Streptophyta, Magnoliopsida, Malvales, Malvaceae.
GAGAACCCAGAUAUAUUCCAGGGAGAGGAGUUUGUACAUUUGCAAAGCUAUGGACUCAGGGGUGGCAAAGCUAGGGAGCUCUCUCUUGGUGCCUUGUGUUCAGGAGCUAGCAAAGGGGCCAUUAGUAAAAGUUCCACCUCGAUACGUUCGCACUGAUGAAGAGCCUCCCAUCUUAUCUGACACCAAUUCGUUGCCACAAGUCCCUGUUAUAGAUAUGCAAAAGUUGUUUCUGAAGAAUAAGGAUCUCGAGCUGGAACAGUUGCAACGGGCAUGUAAAGAGUGGGGUUUCUUCCAGUUAAUCAACCACGAAGUGAGCACUUUAUUGGUGGAAAACGUGAAGUUAGAGAUCCAAGAGUUCUUCAAUCUCCCAAUGGAAGAGAAGAAGAAGUUUUGGCAAAAACCAGAUGACAUCGAGGGUUUGGGCAGGCGGUUUGUUGUUUGUGAAGAGCAGAAGCUUAACUGGGGAGACAUGUUCUACAUGGUCACCCUCCCAACUUAUUUGAGGAAACCUCACUUCCCAAAGCUCCCACUUUCGCUAAGGGAAAACUUGGAAGCAUAUUCAGCAGAACUGAGAAACCUUGCCAUGACAGUACUUGGCCUCAUGGCAAAAGCUCUAGGGAUGGAUCCUAAUGACAUGAAAAUUCUGUUUGAAGAAGGGCAUCAAGCGAUGAGGAUGAACUAUUAUCCGCCAUGUCCAGAGCCGGAGCUUGCAAUUGGCCUCAACUCUCACUCUGAUGCUGUUGGCCUCACCAUUCUACUCCAAAUCAAUGAGAGGGAGGGCCUCCAGAUAAGGAAAAAUGGGACAUGGAUUCCUGUUCAACCCCUUCCAAAUGCUUUUGUGAUCAAUAUCGGAGACAUAAUGGAGAUUGUUUCCAAUGGGAUUUACCGUAGCAUUGAGCACCGUGCGACCGUUAAUUCAGUCAAAGAAAGGCUUUCAAUUGCUACAUUUUACAGCCCGAAAUUGGAUGGAGAUAUGGGACCAGCACCAAGCCUCGUUACUCCACAAACUCCAGCAGUGUUCAGGAGAAUCGGGGUUGCUGACUACUUCAAGGGUUAUUUGUCCCGCGAGCUACGUGGAAAAGCUUAUGUGGAUGUCUUGAGGGUUCAAUAUGAGGAAAUAAAUAAAAACUAAUAAUUGAAUCUGAGUCCCAUGUACAUCAAUUAAACACCAGAGAACUACCAUAUGAUAGAAUAAAUGUCCCAGACAUCAGUGUUCACUCUAGAAUAAUUAUUUAUAGGCUGAUCAGUUGGGUUCCAAUGGCGGGCCAAGGCGGGGGUUCAACCACAUAUUUAUAGAGGCUAGGCUUGACCAACUGGGCUGGACCGAAAAUAAAACAUAUGUUACUCUAGUUACCAAUUUUAUAACUUUUCCAAAGGAUGAUAAAAUAUAUCUAGUUACCAAUUUUGGUAAUAUUGAAUUCUAUUUUUAUUAUUA